CUGUGGGUCUGCAAGCAAAGGGAGAAGAUGGCGGCGCUGGGAGAACCUGUGCGACUGGAGAGGGAUAUUUGUAGAGCAAUUGAAUUGUUGGAAAAACUGCAAAGGAGUGGAGAGGUACCACCACAGAAACUGCAGGCUUUACAAAGAGUCCUUCAAAGUGAAUUCUGCAAUGCUGUAAGAGAGGUGUAUGAACAUGUCUACGAGACUGUGGACAUCAGUAGCAGUCCCGAAGUGAGAGCUAAUGCGACUGCAAAGGCUACUGUUGCUGCAUUUGCUGCCAGUGAAGGACAUUCUCAUCCUCGAGUUGUUGAGCUCCCCAAAACAGAAGAAGGCCUUGGAUUCAAUAUUAUGGGAGGCAAAGAACAAAACUCUCCAAUCUAUAUAUCCCGAAUAAUUCCAGGUGGAAUUGCUGAUAGACACGGGGGUCUCAAGCGUGGAGAUCAACUCCUUUCUGUUAAUGGAGUGAGCGUUGAAGGAGAACAUCAUGAAAAAGCUGUAGAACUGCUGAAAGCAGCUCAAGGAAAGGUUAAAUUAGUAGUACGGUACACACCCAAGGUCUUGGAAGAAAUGGAGUCACGCUUUGAAAAAAUGAGAUCAGCAAAACGCAGGCAACAGACCUAAAACUUUACAUUCCUUUUUGCUUUUAGCUAGAGAAGUUUUACUUGUGACCUACUGAUGGCUGCAAUGCCAAUGAUUAUAAAAAAAAAAAAAACAAACUUCCCGUGAAAUCCUCCUUGCCAUUUUAUAAAUGCCUAUUUUAACAUCAUUUAUGGUUCCAGAGAUACAUACACUUUUUUCUGACAAGAAAACGUAAAAAGGUGAUGAGGGCAAUUCUGUCCUGCUGUUUUUACAGGCCUUUUUCAACAAAUGCAGAUUUUGUCAUAAAGUUGUUAUAGAUUUUUAAAAAUGCUUUUUUAAUAUUAAAAUGUACUUUUACAUUCUUAACCUUUUUUUAGGGAAAAAAAGUUUUCUUUAUUUGGCUGCUUAUUUAAAAAUAACAGUUCUCCAUUCUUUUCUUUGCUUUUUUUUUUUCACCUGUAACAUUUCUUUAUGGUUUUCUAAGAAAUUAAACAUAACAGUCUCAGCUACAGCAGUUUAUUACACUAUCAAUAUUAACAUCGCUGCUGUGUUUUGUAUUUGGAACACACACAUAAUAUAUAUUAUCAAUGGUAAAUUAUAACUCAGCACAGUGGAAGUUUCUUACUUUUAUUUAA
This is a messenger RNA of Mesoplodon densirostris (Blainville's beaked whale), 1214 nucleotides long. It is a transcript of the gene LIN7C, whose product is annotated as lin-7 homolog C, crumbs cell polarity complex component. NCBI's taxonomy places the organism in Eukaryota, Metazoa, Chordata, Mammalia, Artiodactyla, Ziphiidae. Gene Ontology annotation, molecular function: L27 domain binding. The coding region runs from base 28 to 621 and encodes 197 amino acids. The transcript has 5 exons. The record is from RefSeq and is a predicted model, not a curated record. Gene Ontology annotation, cellular component: basolateral plasma membrane; MPP7-DLG1-LIN7 complex; cell-cell junction. Gene Ontology annotation, biological process: neurotransmitter secretion; maintenance of epithelial cell apical/basal polarity; protein localization to basolateral plasma membrane.